This is a messenger RNA of Penicillium daleae, 1584 nucleotides long. Its product is annotated as GMC family oxidoreductase. The transcript is spliced from 4 exons. Gene Ontology annotation, molecular function: oxidoreductase activity, acting on CH-OH group of donors; flavin adenine dinucleotide binding. Bases 1 to 1584 code for a protein of 527 amino acids. NCBI's taxonomy places the organism in Eukaryota, Fungi, Ascomycota, Eurotiomycetes, Eurotiales, Aspergillaceae. The record is from RefSeq and is a predicted model, not a curated record.
AUGGGCCGGAAAUAUCGUAACCCGCUUAUCAACCCGCUACACUACGCCACAACACAGCUGCACACUGGACCCCCUGUCACAUACGCGGCUGCCCAGCGAGGUCUUACCAGCUAUGAUUAUGUAAUCGUCGGCGCCGGCGCAGCAGGCUGUGUCCUCGCCAACAAACUCUCCGAGGACAAAAACGUCUCUGUCCUGCUUCUCGAAGCUGGCGGCGACAACACCAAAGUCUUUGAAUCCAAAGAUCCCAUCCUCUUCGCCAAACUCCUCCACUCCCAACAUGACUGGGACUACUAUACAGUCGAGCAGCCCAGCCUGGCAAACCGCUCCCUCUACUGGCCCCGAGGCAAAAUCCUCGGCGGCUCCUCCUCCCUCAGCGCAAUGAUGUACCACCACGCCUCCAAAUCCGACUUUGACGAGAGGGCUGCUACCCACGGCUGCAAGGGCUGGAGCUACUCUGAUCUGGCCCCGUUCCUCCAAGCGUGCAAUGUCCGUGUGACUCGUGUACUGUUCGAUCAAAUCACUACCAAGGAGCCGACGGCAAUUGGAGUUGAAUUUCAAACUAGCCGUAGAGGUGAUCGCUUCGAGGUCCACGCAAGGCGAGAGGUUAUUCUCUCUGGAGGAGCUGUCAACACCCCGCAAACACUUCUACUGAGUGGUAUCGGUCCGGCCGAUACGCUGAAAGCUCAUGGGAUCCCUAUAAUUCGAGAGGGGGAGGCCGUUAGUCGCAAUCUGAAAGACCACUUGUGCACCACACCCGUCCUCGUCAAAGCCAAGGACGGCCUUACCCUGGACUACUUAGCUAACGAGGCUAGGGCCAUUCUAGCUCUGGCACGCUGGAUGCUAACGGGUAGUGACCCGCUAUCCAGCAAUGCCGGCGAGGCAGCUGCCUGCAUCCGAUCCACGGACUACCACUUUCCCCAGACGGUGAAUACUCCUAACGACUUUACCUCUAGGAAAAACGCACCUGAUAUCGAGAUCAUUGGCGCCCCGCUAGCAUCCAUCCACCACGGCGAGGAGAAACCACUCGAUAACAGCAGCAUCUUCAGCAUUGCCCCAAUUGGUCUUCGCCCACAGAGCCACGGCACAGUCACCCUCAAGAGUCGCGAUGUCUUUGAUGCGCCAAUCAUCGACCCAAAAUACUUCACCGACAAAGGCGACAACGACCGCAGCGUCCUCCUCAUCGGCCUCCGCGUCUGCCUAGAUAUAAUCCAAAGCCCCGCUUUCAUAGAAUACUUUGAGCCCAUCCCCUCCAACGACGACCCAAGCUCAUACUGGUGGCCCGCCUCGAGCAGCAACAUCGAAAAGAUCACCGACGAGCAACUGCUGCGCUUCAUGGACGAAAAGGCCUUUACGCUGUAUCAUCCCGUUGGUUCGGCGCGUAUGGGUCCGUCACCUGCGACGAGCGUCGUCGAUUUGGAAUGUCGGGUGCAUGGGGUGAAGUGUCUUCGUAUUAUGGAUGCUAGUGUGUUCCCGGAACAUAUUAGUGGGCAUCCUACGGCGCCUAUUGCUGCUAUGGCGGCCAAGUUGAGUGCGAUGAUUAUUGAGCGGAUGGGGGAUGCUAGUCCUGUAGGGGCGAAUUUGUGA